Molecule: messenger RNA, 467 nt
Organism: Spodoptera frugiperda (fall armyworm)
Lineage: Eukaryota; Metazoa; Arthropoda; Insecta; Lepidoptera; Noctuidae
Exons: 2
Coding region: 119-466 (115 amino acids)
Source: RefSeq, a predicted model, not a curated record
GAAUCAGAUUAUUGUAAGACAUUUGAAUUACAGAAUUAAAUUUUAAUUCACGUGUAAUAUAAGCGUAGUGGAUUGGUGGAUUUGGUUACAGUAGGUUUCCCUAUGGCCAACCCGGACAAUGGGACUUCACAAUGUCAGUACAUUUUGUUUAUUACUGUUAAGCAUACAAAAUGUGUUUGGGGAAGUUUGGAAUUUUGGGAAACCUUCGUUAGGAAGUGUUAAAUUGCUUCAUCACAAGGGACAUGUUGGCCUAUUCACACGUACAAAGAAUAUUAAACUUGAAAUACCUAAAUGCUACAUGGUGUCGCACGUCACAGUCGAUGUGGUCAAUAUCAUUUCAACCCCGGAGGUGUUUUACAAUUCAAAUACGAACGUAGUGACAAUACAUUACGGUACAUUUCAGAAUAGCCUCUCUUCAUACGAUAUAGUUGCAGAAGGACUUUGGAAAAUGGGUUGUACUAACUGAC